Messenger RNA from Phytophthora nicotianae INRA-310, 4068 nucleotides. RefSeq lists its product as hypothetical. The transcript has 4 exons. Gene Ontology annotation, biological process: regulation of small GTPase mediated signal transduction; activation of GTPase activity. NCBI's taxonomy places the organism in Eukaryota, Oomycota, Peronosporomycetes, Peronosporales, Peronosporaceae. Gene Ontology annotation, molecular function: GTPase activator activity. Bases 1 to 4068 code for a protein of 1355 amino acids. The record is from RefSeq and is a predicted model, not a curated record.
AUGUUCCUGCCGUGGAUCUCCAAGUGCGAGCUGGUACCGGUCUCCGCCGACUCCUAUGUGCUCAAGAAAUUCUCGGACAAAUGCCAGCGUGGAAUGUGCUCCAUGGUCGUGGGUUACCUCACAGAGGAGAAUGUGGACACACAGACGGUUCUUCCCAGUGGUCACCACAUCCGCUGGGCUAUGGAGGUGCUAGGUCACUCGUUCGCUUUGCCUAUGGACGACUCUGAGGUCAUUCAAGGCUCGCUGGAUAUCUACCAGCGCUGGCUCGGGGUGGACGACGAGACUCUGGCUGCUAAAGGCGGAAAAAGCAAGGACCAGAGACCAGCCUGCAUGCAGAAAGUGGAACAGACCUUCAUUCAGGAUAUGCUGGGCCAGAUGACGUUGCUGUUCGAAGAACGCUCCAAUAAUGGCGUCCCCAGUGGGAGUGGCGAAGCCAACAUGGCAACUCACGUGGCAUUGUGCACCAAAGUUUUGGAGACUUUUGAUGCACUGGUGAAGCAUCGUGGAGCUCAGCUUUCCAACUCGACGUGGGAUCGGUUAAUCCGUCUAAUUCUUGGUGCUGCCGAUGGGCUGCUGCAUAAUCUACGCAACCAAUUGGGUAACCAAUUGUGUGGGCAGCUUGUGAGGAUCCUGUUUGAAGUGUAUCUGCGAUCACUGCCGCAGUGCGGGCCUAGGGGAGAGCUGUGGAGUCUAUUGCAGAAGUUUUGCCGGCGGUGGAUUCACCGUGCGUUGGUUAUCGAGCAGUGGAAUGCUGUCACACUGGGACUUACGCGUAGUCUAAUGAAGCAGAUCCACGAUCGGAACGCGUCUAAAGAGAUUGAGAUCAUUUGGGCCGACAACCGGCAGCCGUCCAAGUUCGAGUUGGAGAAUCCCAUGCUUGCCUACGCUUGGUACCGUCUACUGCGUGUGAUUGGCCAUCCUUCUGCAAUUUUUGACCCGGACGUGUACCUCGCCGCUGUAAAGGGAGUGAGUCGACUUGCUGACGAAUUUGCUCGCAUUGAAAAGGUACCGCGCGUGCAGUGGGAGCACGUGCUGGGUGCUCUUAAUCAGACCCCGAAUCGUGACAGCCCAGUGUUCCAAGGAGUUCAAAAUGGUGAUGCCGAUGGGUCUGAAGAUCUGUCCACAGCAACUCCGACGACUACUGAGCAGCCACGAGCUCCACCCGACGUCAACACAAUUCUCCGAUUGCUCGGACCGUGGCUAUUUGAUGCCUGUUUGACCCGCAAGCCACGCUUUGCCGCAGGUCGUAGUGAGGCUUUACGGUGCCUCGGAAAACUUCUGUGUCACUAUUCCAACGGCCGCUCUAAACGUGUUAACUGGGCCUACAGCGUUCGCAGUUUGAUGGCUCUACAGAACGCAUUGCUCGAUGAUGACGAACGGAUUGCAGCUUCAGCAGUGUACAACUGGUCAAAUGUAUUCAGUUUGUACGGAAAUCAUACACUGCGCGGUGCAGGAGUUGUUGCGGGACCGUUCCACAAGGCAGUCGAGCGUGUAUUCCGUGCUGCGGAGCGUAAAGAUUCGUCAUCGUCUUCAAGUACAAAGGCGGAUGGGCGACGUGGAGGAGAUUCAUUCUUUGUUCAAGAUGAUCAGCACAUUGGUGGAAUCCCGAUUGUACUGCUCCGACGUGCAAGUAUCGAGGCCUGCAGCUCGCUUCUUACUAUCCAUGCUCACGUUCCGCGUAAUCUGAUUAAGGAGGCUGAAAAGGAGAUUGUGGCAACUUCGAUGGCCGACAUACCGGGACUGUAUUCAACGUUGCCGAAGUACACCAGCUCGAACGUCGUUGCCCUCCUGAUGACAGCGAUCAAGACGGAGACAGACCCUACCAACCAGCAGAUGAUGAUGUGGAUCAUGACAGUGGCUAUACAGCAGGAGGCCGCUUUCUGGACGAACGGCUUGGCCUCCAGCCGUAACUCGCAAGUACCUUUCACGAUCCUGCUGAUUUGUUCGAUCAUCAGCAAGUCGCAAAAGUACAAGCCGCCAGUGCUGUUCACUGCGUUCGAAUGCUUGCGUCACUUGUCGCUGGUUUGCGAGGAAGUGUUCUUCCACCACGCAAACUCCGUUGUCCACUUGGUGAACGCGUGCUGCGAUUUCAUCAGUAACAGCGCACCGAUUUUGAGGUCAAGAACGGCGCCAUUUUAUCUGGAUAGCCUCAUGGCGGCAGCGUAUCACUGCAUCAUCGAGUGGAUCGUAGCCGCGCCUCUAUUGCUGAACAAACAACAGGUCAUUGCCAAGAUCAUCACAACCAUUGUGGACGGAAACGAGCGAUUUCAAUCAUUGUCGCCCAAUACGACGAACAUGGCAGUGCGCGAGGCUGCUCAGAAGUUGGUGAACAUGCUGAUGAAGCACCACGUUUCGCACACUAGCAAUGCUGGUUCCAUCGGUACUCACUCAUCGGGACUAACUGAGAAGUCUGUGCUUACACAGUUUUGCGAGCUUAACGACUCGACCGACAUCUAUCGCCACUGCCGAUUCUUCUCCGUGAACAAGAAUUCUAUUCUCACGGUCAUCGAAAAACCUGCGAAUGCUGCACAAUCAGGUGAAGCGAUCUUGAUCAUGCGAGACGCGACAGGCCGUUAUGCCUGGCGCUCUAAACCCCGGCACCGUGACGGGCCUCGCCCCAAAAGCAUUGCUGAGUUCGAGAACUUUUGUGAAGAUCCUCGAAGGGACAGUGACUUUGAUUCCGAUGCUAAUACGCAUGACGACAGUGAUGAUGAAGAUUAUCAAAGUGAUGAGGAGGCACGUGUUGAAGAUCCAUUGCUUACGGCGAUUCGUGACACUCAUGCAAAGACUCCAAUGACAAGCUGGCGUUCGUCACCUUCUGGUGGGGUUGAAACUGACUCAGAUCCCACGAAGGUCUUGUCUGGCGAAGGCAACACCGGAAUGAGCACAAUUGAGCGCAAAGCACAGGCUGGCCGUGAUGAUGGUCGUGGCACUCAAGAUGCCGUGUUCAUGAGUCUGCUUGUGUCACAAACUCAAGAGGACAAGCUUGCUUCCCAACCGAAGGGAUCCGCACGUGGCGUGAAGUGCUGUAAGCCUACGCCACCGGAGAAGGACCCUGCACUCCAAACGUGGGAGGUUUCUCGGAGAAUGAUGAGUGAACUGGGUUUCCUGUCGGUGCGCAACUGGGGUUCUGUCUUUGCUAUGGAUGCAACUGUGACUACCGAUUUCCUUCGUGACUUGGAGACGCUGGACAAACUCCCCGAGCGUGAGACGUUUGAUUUUUCUGUUGCAUAUGCGUUCACUGGCACAUCUCGAGGCGGCUACGACCAGAUUCAUUUAGCUACAUCGACGGAUGUGCGCGCUGGCUACGUCGAGCUUUCCAAGAACUAUAGCCUCUUCCUCUCGUCGAUCGGUGAACACGUGGAUGGCCAUGAUCACACAGGACACUCGGGCUUCGACGCUGAGCUCGUGAAGGGCCGGAUGCUGUACUAUUCCCACUACAGUCACGAGGCUUGCAUCUACGUGCCUACACUACUGGUGGAUGGAGAGGAAGAAAGCGAUAGCGACAGUGACAGUGAUGCUGAAGACACGGAGGGCGCGAAUGCAAGGGCGCAGUUCCAACACGCCAAUGUACUUAUUGUUUGGAACGAAUGCCAGCAGACGUACCGCCCGGGCAGCGUGUUGUGGGAUGCAGUAUUCAAGUUGCCAAUGCCGACGUCGGGUGUGGUACUGAUCAUCGACCCGCUGGGCAACGAUCUCUACUGCGUACACGUGAGCCACGAGUCUUCUCCGCUAUUCAACCAACGCGAUGUUAUUGCAAACCAAGAAGACUAUGUGGACGAAGCGGACGUGUACACUAGCCGUGUGCUGGGUCCGUUGCUAGAUGGCAUGGUUGUCAACGGUGCUUGGCUGGCUCCACUUGUGCGUCAAACCGCUAUCAACGCCGCCAUCCUUUCACGGUCCUUCCAUCGUUACCAACACGACAUUGGUGCAGUUUCGUCUUCCCCUGUGGGUGCUGAGGCCAACCGCAGCAAGGUGAUCUCCUCAUUUGUUGAAAAGCACAUGCGUCCGAAGCUUCCUGGCGAGUUCUACGGUGACUUGUUUGCAGAUCUUACCAACGAAGGCUAA